Molecule: messenger RNA, 4377 nt
Organism: Symphalangus syndactylus (siamang)
Lineage: Eukaryota; Metazoa; Chordata; Mammalia; Primates; Hylobatidae
Gene: CCNF
Product: cyclin F
Molecular function (GO): protein binding
Source: RefSeq, a predicted model, not a curated record
GGGGUCUGCGCCUGCGCGAGGGCUCCGCGCGCUCUAGCCGGAGCGCGGGCGCGCUCUCAGGCGGGUCCGGCGGCACCUAAGCGAGCGCGGCGAUGGGGAGCGGCGGCGUGGUCCACUGUAGGUGUGCCAAGUGUUUCUGUUAUCGUACAAAGCGAAGAAUAAGGAGGAGGCCCCGAAACCUGACCAUCUUGAGUCUCCCCGAAGAUGUGCUCUUUCACAUCCUGAAAUGGCUUUCUGUAGAGGACGUGCUGGCUGUCCGAGCUGUACACUCCCAGCUGAAGGACCUGGUGGACAACCACGCCAGUGUGUGGGCGUGUGCCAGCUUCCAGGAACUGUGGCCGUCUCCAGGGAACCUGAAGCUCUUUGAAAGAGCUGCUGAAAAGGGGAAUUUCGAAGCUGCUGUGAAGCUGGGCAUAGCCUACCUCUACAAUGAAGGCCUGUCUGUGUCUGAUGAGGCCCGCGCAGAAGUGAAUGGCCUGAAGGCCUCUCGCUUCUUCAGUCUCGCUGAGCGGCUGAACGUGGGUGCUGCGCCUUUCAUCUGGCUCUUCAUCCGCCCUCCGUGGUCGGUGAGCGGAAGCUGCUGCAAAGCCGUGGUUCACGAGAGCCUCAGGGCAGAGUGUCAGCUGCAGAGGACUCACAAAGCAUCCAUAUUGCACUGCUUGGGCAGAGUGCUGAGUCUGUUCGAGGAUGAAGAGAAGCAGCAGCAGGCCCGUGACCUGUUUGAGGAGGCUGCUCAUCAGGGAUGUCUGACCAGCUCCUACCUCCUCUGGGAAAGCGACAGGAGGACAGAUGUGUCAGAUCCUGGGCGAUGCCUUCACAGCUUCCGAAAACUCAGGGACUACGCUGCCAAAGGCUGCUGGGAAGCGCAGCUGUCUUUAGCCAAAGCCUGUGCAAAUGCAAACCAGCUUGGACUGGAGGUGAGAGCGUCCAGUGAGAUCGUCUGCCAGCUAUUUCAGGCUUCGCAGGCUGUCAGUAAACAGCAAGUCUUCUCCGUGCAGAAGGGACUCAAUGACACAAUGAGGUACAUUCUGAUUGACUGGCUGGUAGAAGUUGCCACCAUGAAGGACUUCACAAGCCUGUGCCUGCACCUGACCGUGGAGUGUGUGGACCGGUACCUGCGGAGGAGGCUGGUGCCGCGGUACAGGCUCCAGCUGCUGGGCAUCGCCUGCAUGGUCAUCUGCACCCGGUUCAUCAGUAAAGAGAUCCUGACCAUCCGGGAGGCCGUAUGGCUCACGGACAACACGUACAAGUACGAGGACCUGGUGAGAAUGAUGGGCGAGAUCAUCUCCGCCUUGGAAGGGAAGAUUCGAGUCCCCACUGUGGUGGAUUACAAGGAGGUCCUGCUGACACUAGUCCCCGUGGAGCUGAGAACCCAGCACCUGUGCAGCUUCCUCUGCGAGCUCUCCCUGCUGCACACCAGCCUGUCCGCCUACGCCCCAGCCCGCCUGGCUGCUGCAGCCCUGCUCCUGGCCAGACUGACGCACGGGCAGACACAGCCCUGGACCACUCAGCUGUGGGACCUCACUGGAUUCUCCUAUGAAGACCUCAUUCCCUGCGUCUUGAGCCUUCAUAAGAAGUGCUUCCACGAUGACGCCCCCAAGGACUACAGGCAAGUCUCGCUGGCCGCCGUGAAGCAGCGAUUUGAGGACAAGCGCCACGGGGAAAUCAGCCAGGAAGAGGUGCUGAGCUACAGCCAGUUGUGUGCAGCAUUAGGAGUGACACAAGACAGCCCCGAACCCCCGACUUACCUCAGCACAGGGGAGAUCCACGCCUUCCUCAGCUCUCCUUCGGGGCGGAGAACCAAACGGAAGCGGGAGAACAGCCUCCAGGAGGACAGAGGCAGCUUCGUUACCACCCCCACUGCGGAGCUGUCCAGUCAGGAGGAGACGCUGCUGGGCAGCUUCCUCGACUGGAGCCUGGACUGCUGCUCUGGCUACGAAGGUGACCAGGAGAGCGAGGGCGAGAAGGAGGGCGAUGUUGGAGUCAUGGCGGGCAGCUGUCCAACUUGGAAGAGGCAUGUCACCCACACUUCUCACCACAGGAGGGUAACACAGGGGACCGUAGCAAGUGACAGCUCCCAGCGGCAUCCUCGAUGUCACCGUGGUCUACCUGAACCCAGAACAGCAUUGCUGCCAGGAAUCCAGUGAUGAGGAGGCUUGCCCAGAGGACGAGGGACCCCAGGACCCACAGGCACCGGCGCUGAACACCCAGAUCCCUGCAACCCCUGGACCCAAACCCCUGCUCCGCACCAGCCAGGAGCCAGGGAAGGAUGUCACGACCUCAGGGUACUCCUCCGUCAGCACCACGAGUCCCACAAGCUCUGUGGACGGUGGCUUGGGGGCCCUGCCCCGACCUACCUCAGUGCUGUCCCUGGACAGUGACUCGCACAUUCAGCCCUGCCACCAUCAGGCCAGGAAGUCAUGUUUACAGUGUCGUCCCCCAAGUUCCCCGGAGAGCAGUGUUCCCCGGCAACAGGUGAAGCGGAUAAACCUAUGUGUACACAGUGAGGAGGAGGACAUGAACCUGGGCCUUGUGAAGCUGUAAGUGGGUCAGCGCAUUUGCCGCAGUGGAUGUGUACUGAGGGCUGGAGGCGAAGGGUGGGAGCACAGCGCACAGCACAGGAAUGCCGUGUAGACCCUGGAGGCCUUUGCACAGAAAGCAGAGAGGGUGACUUGCGGCCACCAAGUUUCUCUCUCCGCGGGAGUCCUGUGCAAGCCAUCAGAAUGUUGAAAUGAGGGUGAAGAGCUCAGAUCCCUCUCUUUGGAAAGUUUAGCCUCGAAGCAGUUGGCUGCACUGCGUGGAGGGCACCUCUCUGUCCCUUCCGUGUCUCACUGUCUCUGGAAGCUUCAUCCCAUACGUGUCCUGGUCUUCCCAGCCCCACCAGAGCCCCGUGCCGGGAGCUGACAGCUUUCAUGCUCAAGGCAUGUGUGACCUGGGUAGUCAGACACCACUCAAGCCCCUGCCCACAUCUGCUGGUUUGGGGCUCCACUGGGGAGCUGACAGCUCUGAGCACACCACUGUCCCCUCAUCCACCUCGGCCUACAUGGGGCACCCGCUUCUUUCUGGGUGGGGCUUCCAUGGUAAGGGGGCCUGCGUCCGUGCACACUGCGUGGACUGCCUUGGCCACAGGCCGACUCCCUACGACACAUUACUCAUUUUAGAGCUCUGUCCCAGGGGCGUUCGUCUGUGACCCACAGAUGGUGUCAAUGUGAACACCUCUCUUUGUGCUGAAUUUCUGGGCCAUUCUUUUCCUGUCUUUAUUUCUAAAUCUCCUUCUUCCAAGAGGAAAACAAAAGAAAAACUUAAAACAGAAGGUAUUAAAAAAACAAGAGAUUCCCACCAUUAUUUAGGUUCAACUGCAAAACAAAAAUCUUACUCCAGCCCCUCAAUGCCAUCCUGACACACUUUAUGCAAAAAAAAUUUUCCCAGAUAGGCUAGCCAGAAAAAACUUGAAGUCCUCUGUAACAUCUGAGGUGACCAAAAGGCAGAAGAGCAGAGCAGUCGGGGGCCAUGUGCUGGCUGAUCCCAACUGCAGCUCUGCUGUGGGGGCCUGUGGGAGGGAGGCAGACCCCUGGGCUUUCCUGCUGGCCACGGAGACUCUGCUCCUACAUGGAAACGGUGCCUGGGAGCCAGCAGCCUGCGCCUGGGGAGCCUGCCUGGGGCCAUGUGACCGUGGCCUCUCCCUGGGGAUGGGCUGACCACAACACACCCUGCUGCCAUCCACUUCUGUUUCCUCUGCAAAUAUAAGAAAGAACCACUUGGCCAGAAGUGUCCCCCAGAUGCUUUUUCUUUUUUGGAGACGGAGUUUUGCUCUUGUCACCCUGGCUGGAGGGCAGUGGCAUGAUCUCAACUCUCAACUCACUGCAACCUCUGCCUCCCGGAUUCUCCUGCCUCAGCCUCCCGGGUAGCUGGGGUUACAAGCACCCAACCACGCCCGGCUAAUUUUUGUAUUUUUGGUAGGGAUGGGAUUUCACCAUAUUGGCCAGGCUGGUCUCGAACUCCUGACCUCAGGUGAUCUGCCCACUUCGGCCUCCCAAAGUGCUGGGAUUACAGGCAUGAGCCACAGCGCCUGACCCCCAAAUGCUCUUGAACCAGAAACCCAGGGCUGGGAGAUGCUCACUGAGCUGCUACUUUUCUGUGUGCUGGUGCUGUGUGUGUUCGUGUCUGUGGCAGCUGUCUUUUUGCUACUAUAAGGGAAUUCUGGCCACCCUGGGUGGGGCGUGGUCGGGGUGAGAACCCAAGCGUUGGAACUGUAGACCUGUCCUGUCGACUGUGUGCCCCGGGCAUGUGUGAGCCUCAGUUUCCUCAUCUGUAAGAGGGGGCGAUGAUACCUACCUCACAGGGGUGUUGUGAGGAUUAAAUGUGAGGAUAGUGGCA